UGAGGUUAUACUAUCGCCGUAGUGUAGCCGGAAGAGACAAACCCAUUAUCAAAAUCUUAAAAACAUUUGAAACAUCCUUACUACCUACUCCAAUCUAGUGAGACUCUAGAGUGACAGGAAACUUUUUGCUAAAGCUGCAGACUGACAUUAGCGUACGCCAAAAACCAACAUUGAUAUGUAGCAACUUCACCUCUUCUUUUGCAAACCCCACAAAACCGUUUCCCGUUCUGCAUUCCUUCAGCCAGCCAGCCAGCCAGCCAGCCAUCCAGCCAAAAGAAAAACAAACCCCCCACCCUCCACAAUGGCGUCAGCCUCCCCCUCGCUCAAACACCUAGGGUCUCUCCCCUACACCACCCCCGCAAGCCGCCUCCGCACCCUCGACAUCUGGCUUCCCACACCCACCCCAAGCGCACCUUCCCUCUGGCUCAUCUACCUCCACGGCGGCGCCUGGCACGACCCCCUACAAGACUCGACCUGCAUCACCCCUCUCCUCUCACACCUCAGCACCACCCACGAAUCCACGCUCCCCUCCCUCGCCGGCAUCGCAAGCCUCAACUACCGCCUCUCGCCCUACCCCGCGCACCCCACGCACCCCAGCACCCCCUCCGACCCCGACCGCUCAGCAAAGCAUCCGACCCACGUCCGUGAUGUAGCCGCUGCUCUGCGGUUUCUAGCGCAAAACCAUGGGAUGAAGCGUUGGAUCGGCGUGGGCCAUUCCUGCGGCGCAACGAUGCUUGCGCAGCUUGUGAGCGGGAUAGGCGCGGAGACUGAAGCGGCGGAGCCGCCAACCGGACCAGAGGCGUUGGUAUUGCUCGAGGGAAUAUACAACAUACCGCUACUCCUCCGGAACCACUCGCCGCCCGCGUGUCCGGAGCAUAUCUCAGAUAUUUACCGGGGCUUCGUGGCUGCUGCGUUUGGGACCGAGGCAGACGAAAAGGACUUGUUGGACGUGUCCCCUGUAUCGGGGAAAUACAACACGGAGCAAUGGCCUGAGGGGCGGUUACUGCUUAUUUGCCAUAGCUACGAGGAUGAGCUUGUGGAGCGCGCGCAGCGCGAUGUCAUGUGUGUGGCGCUGGAUAGGCAGGGGUGGAGUAUCGUUAUGGAGGUUGGGGAUGAGGAGGAUGAGGUUAGGGCUGAGGGGCGGAGAGUGCUUAAUGUGAGGGAUUUAAAGGGUGGGCAUGAUGAGAUUUGGGAGGAUGGGAAACAGAUUGCUACCUUGGUUGCCGAGGUGGUGCAACGGUUGGCGUGAGUAUAAUAAAGUUAGAGAUAGUGAUAUUAAUAUUUAGACAAAAGGGCUGCAAUCACAUCACACAAAAACAUACACUGGGUGGCUGGGCUUUGUUUCAAGUCAUGUUGAUUGGCUGUUGCGAUUCCUUAUUAAAUAUACAAAGGCAUGGAGUCUUGAUGC
This is a messenger RNA of Bipolaris sorokiniana ND90Pr, 1408 nucleotides long. RefSeq lists its product as uncharacterized. The transcript has a single exon. Gene Ontology annotation, molecular function: arylformamidase activity. The record is from RefSeq and is a predicted model, not a curated record. NCBI's taxonomy places the organism in Eukaryota, Fungi, Ascomycota, Dothideomycetes, Pleosporales, Pleosporaceae. The coding region runs from base 302 to 1249 and encodes 315 amino acids.